AUGCUAGUCAAAGAAAGUUAUAAUUACAAAUCAUGCAAGGAGAUAAGAGCAGACAUUAACGAUUCUCUGAGCGGCCUGUACUCCAUUCAGCCUGUUCUUGGUGGUAAAGUUAUCACUGUCUACUGUGAAAUGGCGAUUUCCAAUGGAAAACCUCUGCGCUACGCAAACUGCGAUGGCUCGAAAGAUAACCUUUUUGCCUUCCUGCCUAACCAUUCCGAGCUGCCUCCAAGCGACCGCAUUGCUGAUAAUUUGAUCUACGAGCGACAGGGAAUGGCAGUAAACUGGCGAAAUACCGCUGUGCCACCACCUUCAGGGCGCACCAUGCCAAAUGAGUUUUUCUUCCUGACAGAAGUGCAUAUAGGAGGAUGCGGCUGUUACACUUCCAGUGACCGUUGGACAGACGCAAAUGGGACUGCCAUUGGAUUUCGUUAAGCUUCAAAGGCGUAGCGAAAUACGUCAA
Molecule: messenger RNA, 460 nt
Organism: Orbicella faveolata
Lineage: Eukaryota; Metazoa; Cnidaria; Anthozoa; Scleractinia; Merulinidae
Source: RefSeq, a predicted model, not a curated record